AUGCGUAUACCCUUCUUCUUGGCUUCUUGCUUCAUUUUCCUCGUGCAAGUAACAUUAAUUAGCUGGGCGGCACAAUGGCUGUCAGGGUACAAGAAGGAGCACAUCAGGGUGCAGAUGGUGCACAGCCACCGGCGCCUGAUCGUGCGUGGGGAGCGCCCCGUCGACGGCAACCGCUGGAGCCGCUUCCGCCUCGAGCUCCGCGUCCCCGACGGGUGCGACGCCAAGGCCAUCCACGCCAAGUUCGACAGCGGUGUCGUCCGCGUCACCAUGCCUGGCGUCCUGCCGGAGCCCGUCCCGGUCAUCGACUCCGUCACCGGCGGCACCGGCAAGCAGCAGGAGCCGCCGUUGCCGUCCCCGCCGCCGAAGCAGCAUGCUAGUACGGCCGCCGUGGCCGGCGACGUGCAAGACGGUGGUGGUGAUCGUGAUCGUGCCGCGCGACGAGGACAAGAGGACGACAAGCACGAGACGCCGCGGAAGCAGGAAGCAAGGCAGCGCGUGCUGAGCUCGUCGGCAAAAGACGCCGCCGGCGGCAGUAGCGGUAGCGGUAGCGGCGACGACACUGGUGGGGUAGGGGAGGUGACGGCCGCUUCUCCGUCGGCACGCCAAGGCUACGGCUUCCUCCAUAGCCGGAGGAUGGCCACCACUGUGCUCGGCGUGGUGCUCGUCCUCAUCAGCCUCGGCAUCUAUGUCAAGUACAGCCUCUGGCCAUAA
Molecule: messenger RNA, 711 nt
Organism: Miscanthus lutarioriparius
Lineage: Eukaryota; Viridiplantae; Streptophyta; Magnoliopsida; Poales; Poaceae
Source: the annotation of a GenBank genome assembly